Molecule: messenger RNA, 1464 nt
Organism: Mesorhabditis spiculigera
Lineage: Eukaryota; Metazoa; Nematoda; Chromadorea; Rhabditida; Rhabditidae
Source: the annotation of a GenBank genome assembly
AUGUUCUCUUCAUCAACUGUCGUUUUGGCUGCCCUCCUCGGCGUCGUCAGCGCCAACUACGCUGUCUACAACAUCAACAAGUGGGCCACUGAGGCCUGCGGGGCUCGCAAGAACGUGCGUCGCACCGACAUCCGCGCCGUUUUUGACUCGACCGGCGCCAAUACCGUUAAAUUCUACGGCCUGAACAACGCGCCGAAGCUUGCUGACGCCAUCGCCGACGACGCCAACAUCCCGCUCCACGCCACGCUGACUAGCAUGUCGAAGAAAGUGUCUGUUAAGAGCUACCUCAAGGGAAAGGCCACCGCUACGAAGUCGAUCACCGCCAACGGCUUCCCGUACAGCAAGGGAGACGAUGCCGCCAUUAUGACUCGCUUCAUCGCCAACAGCUGGAAGAGCUCGUCCGGCCUGAUCCUCCAGAUGAGCCAGUACAUUAGCAACGGGGCCACCCUCCUCUACGACUACGAGCUUGCCCCGAACGCCGUCCAGAUGGUCCCGAUGUACCUGGCUGUCGAUGGUGACUUCACUGGAGAUGUGACCUUCUACCAGGCUAUCCUGUGCAACGACGGAACCACCUGGACCACCAAGGAAGACGCCCCCAAGACCACGGCCAAGUCGACCUGCACCCUCAUCGGCAUUAUCAGCGCUAACUACGCCGUAUUCAACAUUAACAAAGGAGCAGCCAAAGCAUGUGGCGGCCGGCCGAACGUACAGCGCACCGACAUUCGGGCCGUUUUUGAUAGCACCGGUGCGAAUAACGUGAAAUUCUACGGUCUGAACAACAAGCAGCAGCUGAAGGCCGCCAUCGCCGCCAAGGCAAAUAUUCCGCUUGUCGCGACGCUGAACAGCAACUCGAAGACAGUCUCGCUGAUGAGCUAUUUCAAGGUUGCCGUACUUCUCGGCCUGGUCAGCGCCGCUUCCCAAGUCUACAACAUCGACAAGUUUUCCCAAGAAGCUCGACGUUUCCGUCGAUUCGUGUGCGAAAAUCAAGUGAUCCCCUUUCUAGGCGUCGCUUGCGGCGCUAGGAAGAAUGUACGCCGCACGGACAUCAAGGCUGUUUUGGACACGACUGGCGCUGGAACACUCUCCUUCUAUGGGCUGAACAAUGCGGAUACUCUGGACGCCGCCAUCUCGGAUAAAGCCAACAUUCCGCUGGUUUCCAAGUUGACCAGCGGCUCCACGUCCGUCAGCGUGAAGACCUAUUUGAAGGUGCAACAACGGGAAAACCUGGUCGACGAAGAAGGACGGCCCGACGACUGCUUCUCCCCCCUCAACCGUGCCAACCACCGCUGCCGGCUAAACUUGCGCCACGAGCAAGGUAAUCUUUUCUUGGUUUCACGAACUUGUGGAAGGCCGUGGAGUAUCAUACCAGAUCCGGUCAAACGGGCCUGGAAGAAUGACGUCGUCGUGAUUUUGCUGCCAAGCAACAGGAACUACCUACCCAUAUGGAGAAUGGAAAAGAUAUUU